AUUAUGUCAACAAAUGCGACUGAUUUGCGGCUUCUUAAUCAUCCUCGGCGUGUACUGAAUUCAGCAAUUAUCAGAUUCGAUCCCCAGCUUAGCAGAGAAAAUCAACGCCGCCGAUUAGCCCAGUCUGGACUCGAGGAUCAGGUUGACACGUACAAUUGGGGCGAGGCGGAGGUAGACAAUUAUGUUGAGGCAUACGACUGCAGGCCCCCUCCUAUCUUUAUUCCUCUUGUGACUCUAGUUGAGAUUGGUGUCUUCAUUUACUACGCGAUUAUUCUCGGCCGCGACAACGACCCAGAAAAUGACGUCACUAGCAGUUCAGGCUUAGAUCUUGACAGUCCGCUUGUCUUCGAUCCCCGUAAACGAUAUCAGGCAUGGCGUUUUGUCAGCUACAUGCUUAUGCACAAUGGAUAUGUCCAUCUAAUUUUCAACUGCAUCUUCCAACUUUGUCUUGGGCUCCUACUUGAGGUAGUGCACAAGUUUUGGCGUGUUGGUCUUGUUUAUCUUCUCGGUGUGAUCGCUGGUUCCCUCGCUUCAUCAGUUACUGAUCGCUAUACCUUCCUUGUUGGAGCAAGUGGUGGGGCCUAUGCUCUAAUUGGUGCCCAUAUUGCCACAGUUGUCAUGGUAAGCAACUCAUCUAGACAGGGUCUUAGCCUCCAUCUCCAGCUUGCUUUGAUAAUCACAACUACCUGA
Molecule: messenger RNA, 690 nt
Organism: Protopolystoma xenopodis
Lineage: Eukaryota; Metazoa; Platyhelminthes; Monogenea; Polystomatidea; Polystomatidae
Source: the annotation of a GenBank genome assembly